AUGAAACAAAACGCGUUAAAAAUUUCAUUAAAAUUUUACAACAUCAUAUCUUUCAAACGAUCAUUAAUCUUUUGUUCUACCAUAAUGACAUCUCCAAUGUACAGGUUUCCAGAUGGGUUCUUUAAUGAUGUUCCUAUGAAAAGUAGUGAGGAUGAAUUUUUCAGUAAAUUUGGCGAUAUGUUUGAUAAGAUGGCUGAUAUAGGUGAUUCAUCAACUAAAUGGACUUCAGCGACAAUCAUUGUUUGCUCAAUCACCAUCACAGUGGUUGUACUCAGAUGGAUGAUGAAGAAAGAACAAACACUUAUAACAACUUAUCCACCUUUGCUCACCACCAACACCAACACGAACACGAACACGGUUUCCCCUAUUUCUGAUCAACAUAUUGCUGUGAACAUGCCACCAGUUCAACCAGUGGUUUCAUUCUCACAGAUCCUAGAGGACACCAUGGAGAGAUUUCUCAAGGAUGUAGCUAGAGAAAGGCCCAUAAGGUUCUCGCGUCAAGAUAUCAACGAACUCACCCAUAAUCUAUCGUCUUUCUUGGGCGCAGGCGGCUAUGGUAAUGUCUACAAAGGCAUGUUUCCGAAUGGAGUUACUAUAGCAGUCAAAGUGCUUAAAGAUAAACACUCUGACAAGAAAAUCCAAGAACAGUUUAUGGCUGAGGUAGGAACUUUGGGAAGAACACAUCAUGCAAAUCUAGUAAGAUUAUAUGGCUUUUGUUUUGAUCCAACAAUGCGCGCACUUGUUUACGAGUAUAUGGAGAAUGGAUCUCUUGAUAAACUACUGUUUGAUAGGAACAAGCUGGUUCCGUGGCAAAAGCUGUCCCAAAUUGCGAUUGGGAUAGCAAAAGGAUUGGCGUAUCUACAUGAAGACUGUGAACAAAAAAUAAUCCACUAUGACAUAAAGCCAGGCAAUGUAUUGCUAGAUUCUAAUCUAAACCCGAAAGUUGCAGAUUUCGGGCUAGCUAGGCUUUGUAACAAAGAAAGCAAUGGUGAAAGUAGUCAAGCAUGCAUGACUGCACAUGUUGGGACACCGGGAUAUGUUGCUCCCGAGUGUUAUGACAAGUUAACUCGUGUGACCAACAAGUGUGAUGUUUACAGUUUUGGGUUGUUGUUACUCGAGAUUAUUGGGAGGAGGAGAAACUUUAACCCGAACGAAAGCAUUGAUGGCAAAGAAAUUCUUGUGACUUGGACAUGGAAAUUAUAUCAAAAGGGUAAACUUUCAAAGUUGUUUUUGGAAUGUGGUAUUGAUGGGGAAAACAUACAAGAAGCAGAAAGAAUGUUAAUGGUGGUUUUUUUGUGUGUUCACCAUGAUCCAAAUAAAAGACCAAGUAUGAGUAAUGUGGUAAAGAUGUUAGAGGGAGAAAAGGAUAUCAAUGCACCUUCGAAUCCAUUUGAUUACGAAGAAUCAUCAGUUGAAAGCGAAGAGAAGUCGAAUGCAACAUCGGAGAUAGAAUUAGCCAGCUAGUUAAUCACCAAAAACCAUUUCCAUUGUACUUGAUAUUUGUUUUAUUUCUUAAAUACUAAAUAGCAAUGUCUUGUACAUACAAGUUCUUUUCAUGACUUAUCAUAUAAAAAUAUGUUGUCCUCUUUUGUA
Helianthus annuus (common sunflower) is the source of this 1593-nucleotide messenger RNA. RefSeq names its product rust resistance kinase Lr10. Gene Ontology annotation, molecular function: ATP binding; protein kinase activity. The record is from RefSeq and is a predicted model, not a curated record. Gene Ontology annotation, biological process: protein phosphorylation. Bases 1 to 1464 code for a protein of 487 amino acids. The transcript is spliced from 2 exons. Lineage: Eukaryota; Viridiplantae; Streptophyta; Magnoliopsida; Asterales; Asteraceae.